This is a messenger RNA of Salvelinus fontinalis (brook trout), 2801 nucleotides long. RefSeq names its product syntaxin-11-like. The coding region runs from base 176 to 1051 and encodes 291 amino acids. Gene Ontology annotation, biological process: synaptic vesicle fusion to presynaptic active zone membrane; exocytosis; intracellular protein transport. Gene Ontology annotation, molecular function: SNAP receptor activity; SNARE binding. The record is from RefSeq and is a predicted model, not a curated record. NCBI's taxonomy places the organism in Eukaryota, Metazoa, Chordata, Actinopteri, Salmoniformes, Salmonidae. Gene Ontology annotation, cellular component: synaptic vesicle; endomembrane system; plasma membrane. The transcript is spliced from 2 exons.
UACAGUUUGCACUAAUGAAUAUACGCAAUAAAGUAGGUGGUGGGCUGGUUCCUGGCAGACACAGCUAGAUGACUAAACGGAGCAGAAAGGGGAAAUGAUUCUUCGAGCAUUUGUCUGUUCUGUUUUAAUGAUUUUGGUGUUCUAGGAUAGUCUACGGAGCACGAUAUCAGGUAGGAUGAAAGACAGACUGGUUGACCUGAAGGGGGUGGCCCCCGCUUCUUCAGACGAGGGAGGUCAGGGUCGGGGCACUGAUGACGAGGAACAGCUGGAGCACCAGUCAGUGGUGUUCGAAGGCGAAGACAUGAUGGACAGCAUCUUCAGAGAGGUCCAUUCGAUGAGGAAGGAGAUCACUCUGCUCCGGAUGGAUGUGAAGCGCCUGGGCAAGCAGAACACCCGAUUCCUCACCUCUGUCCGUCGGAUCAGCUCCAUCAAACGAGACUCCAAUGCCCUGGCCAAGGGCAUCAAGACCCGGGGGGAGGGCAUCUACACACGGCUGGAGAAGAUCGGCAUGCAGCACAAACGGCUGGAAGAAGAGCAUGGUGCCCAUUCUGCUCUGGUUCGCAUGGUACGCUCACAGUAUGUUUCUCUCACCGGGGCCUUCCAUGAGGCCAUGUCUGAGUACAACCAAGCGGAGAUGGGCCAGAGGGAGAACUGCAAAACCCGGAUCCAGCGCCAGGCAAAGAUAAUGGGCAAGGAGGUGACCGGAGAUCAGAUUGAGGAGAUGGUUGAGACGGGUAAGUGGAACGUGUUCUCCGACAACCUCCUGGCGGACGGGCGGACGGCGCGAUCAGCGCUUACGGAGAUCGAGAACCGGCACAAGGAGCUGGUUGAGCUGGAGAGUCGGAUCAAGGACAUCCAUGAGCUGUUCUUCCAGAUGGCUCUGCUAGUGGAGGAACAGGGGGCCAUGGUGGACAACAUAGAGGCCAACGUAGUCGCAACAACAGACUUUGUGGGCAAGGCCCAGGCUCAGAUCAAGCUGGCGGUGAAGUACAAGAAGAACAACCCCUGUAGGAAGUUGUUCUGUUGCUGUUUCCCAUGCUGCAACAAGUGAGACCGAUUGUGUUUUUGUUUUAUCUCAAGUCAAGAUCCUCUCAAAAGUGUUUUCAUGGCCAUGACAAUGUAUGUAAAGAAGUAGAAGUAAUCAAUUUGCAGUUGUUUACACACGUAUGCACUUGAUCCUGAAUAUUUUAAGAUGUACAGUAUGGGUGUUCCAAUGUACACUGAGUGUACAAAACAUUAAGAACACCUUAAUAUUGAGUUAAACCUGCUACCAUUCCCCUUUGAAAGGCACUUAUAUUUUGUCUUGCCCAUUCACCAUCUUUGCCCACCUUGCCCAUUCACCAUCUGAAUGGCACACAGACACAAUCCAUGUUUCCAGGUUUAAACAUCCUUCUUUAACCUGUCUCCUCUCCUUCAUCUACACUGAUUGAACUGGAUUUAACAGGUGACAUUAAUAAGGGAUCAUAGCUUUCAACUGAUUCACCUGGUCAGUCUAUAUCAUGGAAAGAGAAGGUGUUCCUAAUGUUUUGUACACUCCGUGGUAUGUUUGUUUAAAAUGAUUUAUGCCGUUUGAAUGAGAAUGUGCCAUUUUGAAUGUCAUGCAGCUAUUUCUGCCUCUUACCGUAGAAGAUACAUUUUAUAUUAACACCCUUGCCUAGCUGGUGUUAGGAGAGAAGACCAAGUAUCUUGAUGUCAAACCGCAGAAGCUAACAUGCAAUAGUGUGAUAUGGGGUGUUCCAUUUCUUUAAUGUUGUAAAAAGAAAACAUUUGUUCGGUGCUCCAGGCUGGCAGUUAAAAGAGUACUUGAUUAGUCAAUCAAGAAUGUUUACUUGAGUGCAGUUCAAAUGUUUCCUUCUCCCACUAUUCCUUUAACUUUCAGCUGUAUUGAAUGUUUGUAAAAUAAUUAAAAAAAUAUAUAUUUUAUAUUAUUUAUGUUUCAUAACAGGAUAUUGGGAAUUUUAUGAACACAAAUGCUGUAGAAUGGCCCUUUGUGUUUCAUUUGAGCAUUCAUUUUUGAUGUACACAAUUACUUGAUCAUGAUGCAUCAUUCUCAACUGUUAUCAUUGUGAUACAUUUGAGUUCCUUUCUUGGAGACACAACCGUUAUUGCUACACUGACUGAUAUUGCAACUGAAGGCAACCUCAAAAUGACUCAACUGGAUUUGACAUUGUUACGAAAACAAGACUGUGCCUCAAUUUUUCCAUUGUAUAGUACACAUCACAUGCAGAUAUCCAAGAGACCAUUGCUAUUUCUAGUGUCCAUCAUGAGUCAAAAACAGACUCAGAGAAUCCUCAUCAGAUUGCUGUGACGUGAAGGCUAACUUUCAACGUCUGUGUUCCAUAACCCCACCAGCAAGUGAGGUACCCAUCUCUCUGUUCGACAAUCGCCCAAUCCUAAAUCAACCACUCACUGCUCCUUCCCCACAGAUAUCUAAUGACCCCGCUGUGUAGAUCUGAAAGGAUUGGAUGCGUAAACUAUAUAGUAAUACUUCCACUAUAUGGACAUCCAUGAGCUGUUCUUCCAGAUGGCUCUGCUGGUGGGUGGAGGAACAGAGGGCCAUGGUGGCCAACGUAGUCGCAACAACAGACUUUGUGGGCAAGGCCCAGGCUCAGAUCAAGCUGGCGGUGAAGUACAAGAAGAACAACCCCUGUAGGAAGUUGUUCUGUUGCUGUUUCCCAUGCUGCAACAAGUGAGACAGACAGAGACCAAUAUCAGUGUUAUUGUUUUAUCUCAAGAUCCUCUCAAAAGUGUUUUCAUGGCCGUGACAAUGUAUGUAAAGAAGUAGAAGUAAUCAAUUUGCA